CUCUGUGCAACGCAUUUUUACACUGUUGCUCCUCCACCAGCCCCCCCGAGGGCUAACUUUUAAAGCCGUCUUUUUUCUUCUUAAAUGUUUCCAGCCGGAGUGAAAGCGACCUCUCAGCAUCGUCCGUGCCGUCGUAGCUCAGCCGGGAGUGUUGAAGCUCUAAGGAGGAGAAAUGCUCGGUGCUGUCUGCAGACACACAACUGACUGAUGCAUCCUCGCUCAGCUCACCCCCCCGUAUGUUGUCCAUGUUGUUGGCCUUGGUGUAUAUGGUGGCUCAUUGAGGAGAAAGGGAGGAGUCCCAGCAGCUGUUGGUUGGUGGGCAGCAUCCGUGGUUGCCGCGGUAACUGGCGACCAUGCCAGGGGGUCGCAGGGGUCCCAGCAGACAGCAGCUAAGUCGCUCUGCUCUGCCAUCCCUGCAGACUCUGGUAGGAGGCAACCUCGGCAAUGGUACAGGCCUCAGGAACAGGAGCAGUAACUCGGUGGGUCUGUCUGCCCCACCUCUCUCGGCCCUAAUUACCCCGGAGCCAGUCCGUCACUCAAGAAUCCCUGAGCUGCCGUUGGACAGCAGCCUGCUGUUUGAGUUCCUGCUCUUUCUUUAUUUGCUGGUGGCCUUGUUUGUCCAGUAUAUAAACAUCUACAGGACGGUCUGGUGGUACCCAUACAGCCACCCUGCUGCCUCUACCUCGCUUAACUUUCAUCUAAUGGAUUACCACCUGGCUAUCUUUAUCACAGUCAUGUUGGCCAGGAGGCUUGUUUGGACUAUAGUUUCAGAGGUGUCUCAGAGUAGCGGGAGAUCACUGGUCCGCUAUGUGGUUCUGAUCGCAGCAAGACUCAGCCUGCUCACAAUGUGUGGUUGGGUGCUCUGCUGGACACUGGUCAACCUCUGCAAGAACCACUCUGUACUCAACCUGCUGUUCCUGGGAUACCCAUUUGGCGUGUAUGUUCCGCUCUGCUGUUUCCACCAGGAGGGGGGGAAGAGCCAAACGGCACCGGCUGAUUGCGAUUACCCAGCAGACCACCAGCAGACUGACCUAACAGAGACCCCGUUCUUUCGACCACGUGAUUUCCUUUUCCUGUUAAGAGAGAACCUCAGAGAGCAAUUUUCCAGUGCCCCACACAUGCCUACCCACACCUGCCCACCACACACACACACUCACACACCGGAGCUGAUUCGAGCGGAGGUGGAGGAGCUGAAGAGCGACUUCAAUCGACGAAUCAAGGAAGUGCUGUUCAACUCACUGUUCAGUGCUUACUACGUAGCCUUCUUGCCUCUCUGCUUCGUAAAGAGUACUCAGUACUAUGACAUGCGUUGGUCAUGUGAGCAUCUGAUUAUGGUGUGGAUCAACGCAUUUGUGAUGCUGAUGAGCCAGCUGCUGCCCCCCAGCUACUGUGACCUGCUUCAUCGCUCGGCGGCUCACCUGGGUCGUUGGCAGAAACUGGAGCAUGGCUCAUACAGCAAUGCACCACAGCAUGUGUGGUCAGAAAGUACCAUUUGGCCUCAGGGGGUGUUGGUACGACACAGUCGAUGUCUGUAUAAGGCAGUUGGACCCUAUAAUGUCGCUCUGCCCUCUGAUGUUUCACAUGCAAGGUUUUAUUUCCUGUUCCACAAGCCAUUGCGGAUCCUGAACCUGCUGAUCUGGAUCGAGUCCAGUGUGGUUCUAUACCAGUUAUACUCUCUGCUGCGCUCUGAGCGCUGGAACCACACUCUCUCUCUGGGCCUUAUUCUCUUCUGCAACUACUAUGUCCUUUUUAAACUGCUCCGAGACCGCAUUGUGCUGGGCAAAGCCUACUCCUACCCCGUCUCCUCCAAUAGUUUGGGGCUUAAGUCGCAGUAAAUGUUCUGCACAAUGAGACCUUACCUACGAACUCUGGAUGUGGAGGGGAGAUGGGUGGAGGUCUGGUGAAGUAGAACACCAGCAGGCUGUUUAGCGCUCACACUUGGAGGUUAAGUGACUUGAACUCAUAAUAAUCGUGUUUUGAUACGGUUCUAUUUUUAAUGCAAUGUUUAUAUAUACCUAUUUAAAAGAAUAUUUUUAUUUUGUAUACUAUUUCGAGUUACGCCGGGCAUUACCACGCUGACGGCAUUAGCAUGUUGUGUUAUGUUGUUGCUAGGCGACAGGAAAGUCAGGGAAUGCCAGGAGGUGACUUUCACCAAAGAUAUUAUAAGUGCACGUGGCCAAUCACAGAGCAGACUUGGCCUCUGACAGUAAACACAACAAGCAAAUCAGAGCAGUUGAAGGAGGAGUUGUGUCCGAGAUCCUGAAACCCGAUUGGUCUGUAUUCUAUUUCAAUCCUGAGGCUCUCAAAGCUUAAAUCAGAAACCAGUUAAACAGAUUCAGCUGUUUGGGGCAGAAGAGCAAUUUGAACAUUUCAGCAUUUCUGUAGCAAAAACAGUCGUCACUGCACUUAACAAUUUCUUUAUGGUUUUUUUCAUCAAUGAUUUUAAAGCAAAACACAUGUUGCACACAUUUGGUGUACAGUUAGAUGAUAAGAUAGAUACCACUCUGUCCAUCAAAUAUAAAGCCACAACCAGCAGCUGGUUAACACAACAUCAAGUAGAGAUACAUUUACCUCCAAAUGACUUGAGGUCAGUCUGUAGGACAAAACACCUUAGGUACUCUCAUCCACUGCCUCUGCAGAGAAUGCUGUAUUCAUUCAACUUGUUACUACUUCACAUGCUACUCUGUUGACAGUUACAGCACCAGUCUUUACAAACUUACAAGUGAGAGGGUGUUGGCUGAAGGACAGAGAGAUGCUGUUGGUAUCCAUCAACUCAAAGCACACCCAAAAAUGUCAACAAACCAUGGGUGUUUCUUUACUUUAUCAUACAGCCCUGCCCAGCCUGCCUGUGGAUACAUACAAAGUGUAACGUUUGAAGGGCUGCUGCUGUAGCCAGGUGAUUUUUUUUUUUCUGUAACAACUGAUGUCUGACCACACUCUGACAUGCUGAAAUCUUCUUGCCAUGAUAAUAGUGUAUGACGCAUUUCUGUUCCUAAAUGUCAUCCAGUCAGUGUUUAUUUUAUUGCCUUUUUGGUGCCUGAAUAGUUAAACCCCACAAUGGAAUUAGGACAAUAUUACAUCAGGUUCAUCUUUUUGUGGACUGGAUGCAGAUAACAGAACAAAUGUGGCUAAUAAAGUUUUGUUUUGGUACGUCCCAG
Molecule: messenger RNA, 3158 nt
Organism: Scomber japonicus (chub mackerel)
Lineage: Eukaryota; Metazoa; Chordata; Actinopteri; Scombriformes; Scombridae
Gene: tmem39a
Product: transmembrane protein 39A
Exons: 9
Coding region: 354-1835 (493 amino acids)
Biological process (GO): negative regulation of autophagosome assembly; negative regulation of autophagosome maturation
Cellular component (GO): endoplasmic reticulum membrane
Source: RefSeq, a predicted model, not a curated record